CACUGUCCUUUUCUCCAUUUGUCCUAGCACACAUGGGUCGCCAUUCUUGUUCUUCAAAGCAAAAACUAAGAAAAGGUUUAUGGUCCCCUGAAGAAGAUGAGAAGCUUUUCCAUUACAUAACCAUCUUUGGUGUUGGUUGUUGGAGUUCAGUUCCAAAACUAGCAGGGUUGCAAAGAUGUGGAAAGAGUUGUAGAUUGAGAUGGAUAAACUACUUGAGACCUGAUUUGAAGAGAGGAAUGUUUUCACAACAAGAAGAGAAUCUUAUUAUCACUCUUCAUGAAGUACUUGGAAAUAGGUAACAUAAAUGUUCAAUGGUUAUAUAUUAAUGUUAGAAAAAUGAUUAUUAAUUUUCAAUGUCUUUUAGGUGGGCUCAAAUUGCAGCUCAACUACCAGGGAGAACAGAUAAUGAGAUAAAAAACUUUUGGAAUUCAUGUUUGAAGAAGAGGCUGAUGAAGCAAGGGAUUGAUCCAGCUACACAUAAGCCAUUCUUCAAUAUUAAUACUGAAUCAGUUCUAAAGGAAGAGAAUGAAAAAUCAUCAAUGCUAAUGCCGACACCGUCUCAAUCUCAAUCUCAACCUCAAAGAACUCUAUCUUCACAGGAAUAUUAUUAUUCAGAAGCACUUCUAAUGAAUGAUUUGAUGAAUUAUCAUUAUAAUAUUGGUGGUUUAACUUUUCCAGAAUCUUCAAGAAAAAUCCUCAUGAAUUCGAAUAAGCCAUUAUUUGAUCCAUUAUGCUAUAAUCUAAGUGUGAGCAAUUAUUAUCAGCCGAAACCGAAUCUGUUUGGAACUGAUUCAAACUAUUUCUUCUCUUCAAUGCCUUGUCUAAAUAGUUCAGACAACAAUGACUCGGUUUCCAAAUAUAGUUCUCUUUUGGUGAAUGAAAACUCAAGCAAUGGUUGUUCAACUAUGAAUGAUUAUGUAGGGUGUGAAAUGAGCAACAUGAUUGAAAAUGCAGGUGGAUUAUUGUCAUGGGAAGGUGAGAACAAUGUUUUGGAUCCUUUGUUACAGUUUGAAGUGAAUGCAGUAAAAUGUGAAGAGUUGUUGAUCAACAAGACAAGUUCAUGGGAAGAAGGACAGUUUCUGACGACUGAUAAUGAUUCAAUGAAUUUCAGUACCUAUCCUUUGACGUCAGUGUCAGAAAAUCUAAGUAAUGAAGCUAAUUUUGAUGUAUUUCAGCAUUUAUGAAUUAUGAUAUUGAGGAUAGCAUAGGAAAGUUGUAUUGAUGUGUUUGUUUUCAUGAUACUAAGAGUGAAAG
Molecule: messenger RNA, 1254 nt
Organism: Vicia villosa (hairy vetch)
Lineage: Eukaryota; Viridiplantae; Streptophyta; Magnoliopsida; Fabales; Fabaceae
Product: transcription factor MYB35-like
Exons: 2
Coding region: 354-1184 (276 amino acids)
Biological process (GO): regulation of stomatal movement
Source: RefSeq, a predicted model, not a curated record